Molecule: messenger RNA, 2050 nt
Organism: Peromyscus eremicus (cactus mouse)
Lineage: Eukaryota; Metazoa; Chordata; Mammalia; Rodentia; Cricetidae
Product: lysosomal Pro-X carboxypeptidase-like
Exons: 9
Coding region: 55-1545 (496 amino acids)
Biological process (GO): negative regulation of systemic arterial blood pressure; angiogenesis involved in wound healing; regulation of blood vessel endothelial cell migration
Molecular function (GO): dipeptidyl-peptidase activity; serine-type exopeptidase activity
Source: RefSeq, a predicted model, not a curated record
CUACUGCCGGUGGCCCUCUCGCCCUGCCACCCGCCCUGCUGGCCAGCCUGAGCCAUGGGCAGCCUGGCUUUCCGGCUUCUGCUCCUGCCUUUCCUGGCACCUGUGGCCACCACAGCCGUCAAUCCAGCCCUAAGGGCCCUCGCCAGCCUAAAUUUGCAAAUCUUCCCCACAUUCCAACCCGAGGAGGCCAAUAACUACUCAAUUUAUUACUUCGAUCAGAAGAUUGAUCAUUUUGGAUUUUAUAAUACAAAAACUUUUAAGCAGCGGUACCUAAUAUCUGAUAAAUACUGGAAGACAUAUGAUGGUGUAAUACUUUUCUACACUGGCAAUGAAGGGGAUAUUACCUGGUUUUCAAAUCAUACGGGGUUCAUGUGGGAUGUGGCCGAGAAGCUAAAAGCUUUGUUGGUGUUUGCUGAACAUCGAUACUAUGGGGAGUCCCUUCCCUUUGGUGAUGAUUCCUUCAAGGACUCCAAGCACUUGAAUUUUCUGACAUCAGAACAAGCUCUGGCUGAUUUUGCAGAGUUAAUUAGACACUUGAAAAGAACUGUCCCAGGAGCCGAUGGUCAACCUGUCAUUGCCAUCGGGGGCUCUUAUGGCGGUGUGCUUGCAGCCUGGUUCAGGAUGAAAUAUCCUCAUUUAGUAGUGGGAGCUCUUGCAGCUUCUGCCCCUAUCUGGCAGUUUGAAGAGUUGACGCCCUGUGGUGUGUUUAUGAAGAUCGUAACUGAAGAUUUUAAGAAAGGUGGUAUGAAAUGUUCGGAGAGCAUCCUCAGGUCUUGGGGUGCCAUUAACCGACUCUCCAAUACAGGCAGUGGUCUACCGUGGCUUACCAGAGCCUUUCACCUGUGCAGCACUCUAAACUCUGAGGACAUCCAGCGCCUGAAAGACUGGCUCUCUGAGACCUGGGUGAACCUGGCCAUGGUGAACUACCCGUACCCGGCCAACUUUUUAAAGCCUUUGCCUUCUUGGCCUGUCAAGGAAGUGUGCCAGUAUCUGACAAAUCCCUAUAUGUCGGAUUCCCUGCUGGUACAGAACAUUUACCAAGCUCUGAAUGUAUAUUACAAUUAUUCAGGCCAGACCAGAUGCAAUAAUAUUUCUGAAACAACAAUUGGCAAUUUAGGAUCCCGGGUUUGGGGCUAUCAGACCUGCACAGAAAUAAUCCUGCCUUUUUGCACGAAUGGUGUUGAUGACAUGUUUGAACCCCGUUCAUGGGACUUAGACAAGUAUUCCGAUGAUUGUUAUAAACAGUGGGGUGUGAGGCCACGGCCUUCCUGGGUCACUACCUUAUACGGAGGCAAAGACAUCCGUUCACAUUCAAACAUCAUUUUCAGCAAUGGUGACCUGGACCCAUGGUCGGGAGGUGGAGUUACCGAAGAUCUCUCCGAUACCCUGGUGGCAGUCAACAUCCCAGAUGGAGCCCACCAUUUAGACCUGCGACCCAGCACUGAGACAGACCCACCAUCCUUGCAGUUAGCCCGCUCUGUGGAACUCAGACACAUGAAGCAGUGGGUCUCAGAUUUCUACGGCAAUUACAGAAAGCAGCCCUGAGCAACUUUUCAAAAUCACUUUUACUUUCUUCUUUUAUGUUCGCUCCACCCACAUACCCAUUCACUUUGAUUUUUUUUAUAUGUAAUUACUUUCCCUCAUUUGUCAUUGUAUUUGUUGGGCCAAGGUCGAGACAGAAGAGCGUGACAGGGGUGGGCGCAGCCAUCCCACCCAGGUGACUGCUCCGUCCUCACUGCCUUUGUGCCAUCUCCAGGAAGAAUGCCAUCCUGGCAGCUCUGAUGCCAUCAGAACUGGCAUGGUUCCUGACUGUCUUUCACCAGAGGGAGAGCCACUUUUCUCCCAAGCGGGGAUGUCUCCUCGGUUUUGAGAUGGAAGUCUCUCUGGCCCAUUGUAAGCCCCCAUUCCUGCCACAAAAGGAAAAGCAGAAGCUGGAUUAAAAACGCUGCAGCUGCGGCUGGUGGGCUGUGUGAUGCCAGUCCAGGAAAGGGCCGCUUCCUGUGAGCUCCAUGACUGCCUUUGAACUGCAAUAAAGAACAAGGCAGACCUA